Molecule: messenger RNA, 3171 nt
Organism: Dreissena polymorpha
Lineage: Eukaryota; Metazoa; Mollusca; Bivalvia; Myida; Dreissenidae
Product: heat shock 70 kDa protein 12A-like
Exons: 9
Coding region: 1-2214 (737 amino acids)
Molecular function (GO): ATP-dependent protein folding chaperone; ATP binding
Source: RefSeq, a predicted model, not a curated record
AUGAUUGAUCAUGUGAAAGAUGUAACAGGAAUGACAUUGAAAGACAAACUGCAAUCAUCGGGUUACGGAAAAAAGGUUACGCUGGCCGGGGAUAAAAUUCGCUUGGAUCCAGAUAUAAUGCGUUCGUUCUUUAGCACAUCUUUGACGCAAAUCAUCGAACAUGUCUCUGAUUUGCUACGAAAAGUAGAAUGCAGGGGCGUGGAGGCCAUAUUGAUGGUUGGGGGAUACUCCGAGUGCAUGCUUCUCCAAGAAUCCAUCAAACAGCGGUUUUCGCAUCUGAAAAUCAUCGUUCCACCCGAUGCAGGGCUUGCUGUUAUGAAGGGUGCGGUCAUAUAUGGUCAUUUCCCCAUGGCCAUUACCGAGCGCGUUUCAAAGUAUACAUACGGUACAGAUAUAGCAAAAAUAUUCAUCGACGGGGAGCAUCCUUUGUCUAAACGUAUAAUAUACAAAGAUGGUUCCAUUCGGUGUGAAGAUAUUUUCUCUAAACUUGUUGAAGUUGGAGAUACGCUUGUUGUCGGCCAAGCACAGAAUGAAGCAUCAUAUACACCAGUUUUCGAUGAUCAGAAAUCUAUGAGUGUGGAGAUAUUUGCUACUAGUGACAAAAAUCCAAAAUUUACAACCGAUGUCGGAUGCCAGAAAAUUGGCGGCAUUGAUGUACCACUUGCCGGAAGUGGGACCAAGCGGUCAGUUAAGGCAGUGAGAGGUGGGUCGCUUUUGGUGGCCGCCAUAGACAUCGGGACUACAUAUUCUGGUUGGGCAUUUUCUUUUAAAUCCGAGUUUGAUAAAGAUCCUACAAAAGUAUCCGCGAAAGUAUGGACUGGGAGUCAGCUGUUAUCGUCAAAAGGUUCAAAAUGUCGUUGUGGAACAAGAUACAUGAAAGAAGAUUUGGAGAAAAUAUCCGAGAAUCGAGUGGCAGGUUUGCAACCAGACGACAUUCACUGGGUUCUGACCGUGCCUGCUAUUUGGAAUAAUUCGGCAAAACAGUUCAUGAGAUUGGCUGCAGAACAAGCCGGAAUCUCCUCCGACAAGCUUUCCGUUGCCCUCGAACCCGAAGCAGCCUCCCUAUACUGCAGACAUCCCCCUGUUCUGUGUGACGGGCCAUCAGGCAUUUUCACAUUUCAAACAGGAAAAAAAUACUUAGUUCUAGACGCAGGAGGUGGGACAAUUGACAUAACAGUACACGAAGUUUGUGCCGGUGGAAACCUAAAAGAGAUCCAUAGGGCAAGUGGUGGUGAUUGGGGCGGGACAAAGAUCGACGGCGCAUUCAUUAAUUUUCUUGAACAUAUUGCAGGUAACACUGCAAUGCAGCGAUUUAAAGAUGAGACUAUGGAAGAUUACCUUGAACUACUUCGUGAUUUUGAAAUCAAGAAGAGAGAUAUAGAUGUUGCAUCGAAAACUAAAGUAACAAUUAAAGUUCCAUCUUCUCUGUUUGACCUCGUACAGGAAAUGACACAACUGUCAAUACGAGACAAACUAGCAUCAUCCAGUUAUGGAAAACAGGUAAGCCUGACCGGAAACAAAGUUCGUUUGGAUGCGGAUGUCAUGCGGUCCUUCUUUAGCGCAACAUUGACACAGAUUAUAACGCAUACAUCUGAUCUUCUUGAAAAGCCAGACUGCAUUGGAGUUGAAGCCAUAAUGAUGGUGGGUGGUUUCUCUGAGUCUAAGCUUCUCCAGGAAAUCUUCAAAAUGACGUUUACGCAGCUGAAAAUCAUAGUUCCUCCAGAAGCUGGACUAGCUGUCCUCAAGGGGGCGGUCAUUUACGGUCAUUGUCCAACUGCGAUCACUGAACGCAUUUCAAAGUAUACCUAUGGUGUAGCGUCAAGGGUAGACUUCAACGAAAAAAUACACCCUAUGUCGAAGCGCUCAGUUUCCGAGGAUGGCUCCAUCCAAUGUGUCAAUAUUUUUGCGAUCAUUGUUAGAGAAGGAGAUAAACUUGUCGUAGGUGGGGCGCAUAAGGAAAAAUCAUUCACCGUUCCAAGUGAGUGCAAGAAGUCAGUGGUUGUUUCAAUAUUUAGUUCAAGAGAUAGGAAUGUUAAAUUCAUAACAGAUCUUGGCUGUAAACCGGUUGGAACUCUUGAGGUACCACUGGCAGGAAGAGGUACAGACCGUUUGGUUACAGUUCGAAUGCUUUUUGGCGGCACGGAAAUAAUUGUUGAAUGUGUAGAAGAAGCUACCAACAGAAUCAGACGGUUGAAUAUAGAUUUUCUGACGUAAAUAUGAGUAUUAAAAGUAUAAGAAACAUUGACACGUCAUGUCAAAAGCAAUGGUGUCCAAACUUUGACAACUGGUGAAAUGUUAUAUUUAAAGUGAUAUUAUGGGCAUCUAACAGUUUAUAGGUGUCUAUCGCAACCGUUGUUUAUUUUUGGUGUUUUCACUUCAUAUACACGUAUAUUUGUUAAUUCAGCAUCAACAUACUAAAACAAUAUCCCGGAAAGAGAAAUAUAAUGCAUUUGAAUAUCAACCGUACUUUCGCUUGACAACUGAUCACGCCUGUACAAUGUGAACCUAAAUUUAGUUUUAGUGCAGAUUCGUUAACACGACACAAAGACACAAUUUUGUUUUACGGAUCAUUUAAGCUUACAGGACUGGGUGGGUCACGUAAAAUAUCGAAUUAAAAUAUAUUUUUUUAUAAACAACUGGUAGCAAGAUGAGUUGCAGAUAAUUGGUCAGUAACCACAUUUUAACUAACUCUUUUGACCUGUUAAUUCUUUUCAGCUCAAUUCAACAGUGAAAAAUGCCCAUAAUAUCACUUAAAGUUACAAAAUAUGGUCUUGUCUAAUAAACAUUCAGUUUAAUUUGUAAUCCAAUACAUAAUAACUUUAUGAAUUUAAAUGAUGAUUUUAGCAUUAAAUAUUAUUAGAAAUAAUUUCUAAAAACGUAUACAGUUGGCCUGCAUAUGUAUGGACUAUUAACAUUGUAUAUUUUUGAAAAGUAACGUCUUCGGAUUUGGGUUUUCUGUUAAAUUAUGUUAUAUUUGCUUUACUUUUAUGUUAGAUUAUCCCAGAUAAAUUAAUUUAUAUGUUUUGCUCUUGCUGAGAACGAGACUUACUGUGCAUGUAUGUAUAUAAUAUUUAUAUAGUUUACAAACUUGUUUGUGUUUUCGAUUUUUUUGAAAAGUGCGAUAUUGUUGAAAACACUUCCAUGCAGGAAUAAUUCUUUAGCGUGUCUUUA